This is a messenger RNA of Opisthorchis viverrini, 612 nucleotides long. RefSeq lists its product as hypothetical. The coding region runs from base 1 to 612 and encodes 203 amino acids. The transcript has 3 exons. The record is from RefSeq and is a predicted model, not a curated record. NCBI's taxonomy places the organism in Eukaryota, Metazoa, Platyhelminthes, Trematoda, Opisthorchiida, Opisthorchiidae.
AUGUUUACGGCUUGUCUCCACCCCGAAGAAGACAACAAAAACAGUGGUAGAUUAUACCUAACAUAUCGUUCAGCUGUAGCACCCUUUCGGCGCCAAACCGCCAUGCCACCCGAAGGUUGCACGAGGGCUGGGUUAUUGCCAAGUUGCUCAAGCCUAGACAGGAGAAGUCAGGAGGCACAGGUCGGUUUCGAACCACGAAUCUUUUUUGUCAGUAGGCGCAGUCUUCGAGUUCCCGCCACCCUUAUGAUCUACUCGAACCCAAAUUGGACUGUUUCCGAAAAACACACUCAUUUGCGAAUCAUGCCAACUGAAACAUGCGGCGGCCUGUGUGCAGCACAUUCAGUUGUAGAAUAUCAUAAACGAGAGAUCGCACCACUCUCGUUUGAACGGUCGUCCUCCUGUUCUGGCGUAAUUAUUCCUGUGAGUCCACACCAAAGAGAAGCACUGGACUCGAGUUUCACUCUUAUUAGAGCGCUUGUCACCCUACCUGACUGGGAAGUCCUAACUAGCGGGUCAAUCGAUCGCACAACCAGAGCAAUUACUGGGUCGUCAUCCAAUGAUGAGUCGGGCACACCAAUCACGUCACUCAAGCGUGAACACGUUCAGACGUGA